Rhagoletis pomonella (apple maggot) is the source of this 2478-nucleotide messenger RNA. RefSeq names its product suppressor of fused homolog. The transcript has a single exon. NCBI's taxonomy places the organism in Eukaryota, Metazoa, Arthropoda, Insecta, Diptera, Tephritidae. The record is from RefSeq and is a predicted model, not a curated record. Gene Ontology annotation, cellular component: cytoplasm; nucleus. Bases 66 to 1457 code for a protein of 463 amino acids. Gene Ontology annotation, molecular function: transcription factor binding.
UAUACUGAGGUCGUUUGUUUAUUUGUGUCAAUAUUUUUGUGUCGUUUUUUGUAAGAUAAAUAAUUAUGACUGAAACACCAAAAUUGCUUGGACAAAGUAGUAGGAUGCUUCCACCUCCUGGUCUUAAAGCACUUAUCGAUCAUUUUCAAAGUAUUUAUCCAGAUCAAGUCAAUCCAUUGCAAGUAACAACUGUUUUAAAGUAUUGGCUCGGUGGGCAAGAUCCAUUAGAUUACAUUAGUAUGUAUAACAAUCAUGGAGAUCCAGAAAGAGGCAUACCGCCUCAUUGGCAUUAUGUGAGCUUCGGUUUAAGUGACUUACAUGGAGAUGAACGUGUCCACGUGAGAGAUACGAACGAUAUUAAUACUCGGUCUGGGAUGGGUUUCGAAUUAUCAUUCCGGCUAAUCAAAACAGAAUCAAAAAGCGUUAAAAAUGCUGAAAAAAGUCAGCACCCACCUACUUGGCCAGCAAAUUUGUUGCAAGCAAUAGCACGUUAUUGCUUUCAGACUGGUAAUUUAUUGUUUUUCGGUGAUAAUAUUCCUUGGCGUAAAAGUCUGGAUGGAAGCGCUACCUCGCUUUUGAAAAAUAUUCUUAUUGCUCAAGACCCACAGCUUAGCAGUAUAGAGACAUUAUUUGGCACGGUUGACUUCUGUCAGAUAGUUGGUGUUACAGACGAAGAAUUCGAUCAGGCUUCUCGUUGGAAUGGUCGUGGUGUUCUGCAUUACUUGCAACAAGAUGUACAUACUGGGGGUAAAUGGCUAGUUACAGAUAUGAGUCGGUCGGUUAGUGUGUUCCAGCUUUGCCCUGAAUUAUUACUAAACUUGCAAGAUGACUUGGAAAAACAAGGUUCAGAUUUGGCUGGUGUAAACGCGGACUUUACAUUCCGGGAAAUACAAAAACAGCAGUGUUUUGAGAAAGAAAUGGAUUCAAAUAGAUUAAAUGAACAAUAUGUUUUCGAAGAAAACAAAGUGUUAAAUAAAUUGCAAAUCAAACGCGAAAAUGUCGGAUUUCCACAAUCAAUGUCAAUGAGCAACAGUUCUCUACAUAAAUCGUGCCCUCUAAAUUAUCAACCGCAUUCCGCAAAUUCUGUUUCGUUUGAUGGAAUAGAAAUUACUUUAGCUCCAUACGCAGCAAAAUACCUCAUGUUGGCAAUUAAGGACCGUAUUCGCCAUGGUCGUCAUUUCACCUUCAAAGCUCAGCACCUAGCUUUAACUCUUGUGGCAGAAACUGUGACUGGGGCAAUUGUGAGCAAAUCUUCUCCUUAUGGCAUAAUUGGGUAUUGGAUCCAAGUUUUAAUUCCCAAAGAAUUAGUUCCGCGUAUGAUGGAGGCUUUCCAAAAUUUGCAACUCGACAUGGUAGCGGAAAGUAAGGAAAAAUAUGAGCUUUACUGGCCAGAGUGGAAAUUAAAACUAACCAUUGAUUAUCCUGCCCUAAUACUUAAACCACCGACAAGCGUAUAAUUGUUUUAUUAUAGGUUUGAUCGUCGAAAAUCUAGCAUGAAUUAUCCAUCACUCGAAAUAUCAGAGAGUAAGAAAAAUUCUCUCUCAAGUAGAGAAACUCCCAAAUUUCAGCACGAAAGCAAAUUUGCCGGAAUAUGCAAAGUUUCCCUGCCAGCCUGUGUCCACGUUGCAUUUCAAAUAUAACAAAUUUUAUAGAAUUUUAAAAUCUAUCUCAGGUGGACUAACAAGAUCUAGCUGUACAUGUCUUGUUAUUCUGAAUUUCUUUAACAUGCGUUUUAAUUUAUUUGUCGUAUAAUAACCAUCGUACAAUUUCCUAAGUAAGAAACACUAUCAGCUGAUUGCCAAAAAAUUCCCACAGCAUUUGGUCUUAUCUUUUACAAUUUCUUUUGUUUUCUAAUACAAUUUCUUCCAUUUUUAUUAUAAUUUAUUAAAAGUACAGUAAAACACUGAACCUAAAACACCACGGUAAGAAAAAGUUACGUUACUUAUGGAACGAUGACAAUUACUAUCUGAUAUCCUUAAUCGGCAAAGUAACGUAAGCGACAUUUUUUUCAAAAUUUUAUUUUUGAUGCAGAAAUAUCAUUCAGAAAUGUCAUUCCGAAUAUGAAUAGAUUUUUUAGUACAUUUUUCGUUAAAAAAUCGCUCAAGUUUACAUAUUUUUAAAUUUAACGAACAUUUUUAUUCAAAUUAUCGUCGACAAAAAUGCAAGCUUGUGACACAAUCAUGUUUUACGCGAUUGCAAAUUCUUUACGUUAAAAAUUUGUACAGCAGGAGUUUGCAACUUUUCUCAAGGAGAACUGUGAUGGAUAAUCUUUUGUUCUGGGCGAACGCGAUUUCAACAAAAAUCAUCAUAAUUCGCACAAAUAUUUUGCCCGACGAACAUAACUUAUAAUAAUUAAAUACUCAUAACUAGCUUCUAAGAUCACAAAUAUAUUGUAUUUAGUUAGAAGUCGUCAAGUUAAAAUGAUGUAUUGAUAUACUUUUUUAAAUCAAUCUCCAAUAAUAUUUAAAAAAAGAAAUA